Messenger RNA from Onychomys torridus (southern grasshopper mouse), 4430 nucleotides. RefSeq names its product Ras and Rab interactor 3 (gene Rin3). The transcript has 10 exons. Gene Ontology annotation, molecular function: guanyl-nucleotide exchange factor activity; small GTPase binding. Gene Ontology annotation, cellular component: cytosol; endocytic vesicle. NCBI's taxonomy places the organism in Eukaryota, Metazoa, Chordata, Mammalia, Rodentia, Cricetidae. The record is from RefSeq and is a predicted model, not a curated record. Gene Ontology annotation, biological process: signal transduction; vesicle-mediated transport. The coding region runs from base 275 to 3232 and encodes 985 amino acids.
CUUCCGCGAUCCCCAGGGGGCUCCCGGCUGCAAGCAGCCGCCGCCGAAUGACUUCUGACAAAAAGCCCUUGACCACCAGGGCCGGCCUCUUCCUGCGAGCCCCGCGCGCUGCGAUCCAGGAAGUGGAAGCCAGCGGCCCCGCGCUUCCCCACUGGGCGCGCGGCAGGCGGCGGCGCCUAGCCCGGCCCUCGGCAAGGGACAGCGCUGGCGCCACGCGGAGGUCGCCGCGCCCCUGAGUCCCGCGGAGCCGCGUCCCCCAACUGCGGGCCCCACGAUGAGACGUGCUGAGGAGCCCGCGAGUGCCCACCCCGCCGGUCCUGUUUCAGAUGCUGGCAAAGGAGAGGGAGAAGAAGACGAGGAGAAAGAUGGCAUGAGGCUUGGUUUGCCAACAACCCCAAAGAACUGCAUCCCACGCCGGGGCAUCAGUGUCCUGGAGAAACUGGUGAAGACCUGCCCUGUGUGGCUGCAGCUAGGGCUAAGCCAGGCAGAGGCUGCCAGGAUCCUACAGCGGGAGAGCGCUGGGAUGUUCCUGGUUUGCCGGGACAGCAGCCUGAAACGCCUGGUGCUGUGUGUCCAUUUCCCUUCCCUGAAGGACAGCUCCACGGAGGUCCUGGAGUACCCAAUUAAAGAAGAAAAAUCUAUAUUGUACCUGGAAGGCUCAGUUCUUGUGUUUGAGGACAUCUUCAGACUCAUCGCUUUCUACUGUGUCAGUAGAGACUUACUGCCCUUCACGUUGCGGCUGCCCCAGGCCAUCCUUGAAGCCAGCAGCUUCCUGGACCUUGAGACCAUCUCCAACCUGGGCCUGGGCUUCUGGGACUCCUCACUGAACCCACCAAGAGGUCCUGUCGAGCCCCUCAGAGGCCCAGCCCCUGGGGCCCCUGCAGCCUCCAGCCUCCGGCCCACAGCGCAUUACGCAAACUGUUCCUGUGAAAUCGAGCUGUCGGUGGGAAAUGACCGUCUGUGGUUUGUGAAUCCUAUCUUCAUCGAGGACUGCGUGCUGCCGGCUGAUCCACCACCUUUUGGCAGCUGCCCUCCACGCCUGGUACCUGCCGCUUCGGAUGCUACCUCACCAACCUCCAAGGGAUCCCCACGCCGUCCCCCACCUCCACCUCCCAUACCCACCCUUCCUCCAGCGGGCCCUGUCCAGCCUCCUGCGCUUCCUGUGUCUCCUGCAGCUGCUGUUCCUUUGCCCAACUCCCCACUAAUACCCACCUCUCACCUCGCACCCCAUGCACCAGGCCCCCCAGGCCCUCCAAACCAACCACCCAUGACAGCCUGUGAGAGUCUCCCACGCCCAGCGGUAAGCCUGGGCCCCUUUGGGGAAGAAGAGACGAAGCCUGGGACAGCUCCCAGCCCCUUGCAGCCAGCUCCUCCCCCUCCACUGCCCUUGAAGAAGACUCUUCCAGCAGCUCCUCCCAGACGGCGCAUCUCUGAAAGGGUGUCUCUGGAAAGCCAGAAUGUGGGAACUACAGCAGACAGGGACCUCCCAAGUAUUUCCAGGGCAGCCUCGCUCAGCCUUCCUUCCCAUGGCACUGUGAGCAGUCUUGGGGACAGGCCUUCAAGGAGCACAGAGCAAGGCCAGGAUACAGAGUCCAAAGCUAGCCGUGCUGACAAUGUACCAGUGUCUCCUGGCAAGACCAAACAACCUCCUAUCCCACCCCCCAGGAAGAAGCGGGUCUCUCGGCAGCUGGCAGCCGCCACCCUUCUCAACCCCUUGGGGAUCUCUGAACAGCCCAUACAAGAGGCAUCCCCUGAGAAACCAGCACCUGGUGCACCUUGGGAAGGCUUGAGUCCAGGCCCCCAAGCUGGCAUGCAACACCUCCAUGCCCAGACCAGCACCUGUCCCCAUAGCUCUCCAGAGUUCAAGGGUUCCCUGGCCUCGCUCUCAGACAGCCUGGGGGUGCCUGCCUCAGGCACUGACCAGGACUCCUACUCAACCAGCAGUGCAGAGGACGAGCUGGAGUUCAGCAGCCCCAACGUGAAGAAGAAGCCCUCGAUGAUCCUGGACAAAGCCCGCCACCGCCUCAGCUUCGUCAGCUUCGCCAGCGUCUUCCACGCCUUCCUCUCCAAUGACCGCAAGCUGUAUAAGAAGGUGGUGGAGCUGGCACAGGACAAGGGCUCCUACUUUGGCAGCCUAGUGCAGGACUACAAGGUGUACAGCCUGGAGAUGAUGGCCCGCCCGACAUCCAGCACGGAGAUGCUGCAGGAGAUCCGAACCAUGAUGACCCAGCUCAAAAGCUACCUGCUACAGAGCACUGAACUGAAAGCCCUGGUGGAACCCAACCUGCACUCGGAGGAGGAACUCGAAGCCAUUGUGGAGUCAGCCUUGUACAAGUGUGUCCUGAAGCCCCUGAAGGAUGCCAUCAACUCCAGCCUGCUGGAGAUCCACAGCCGCGAUGGCUCACUGCAGCAGCUCAAGGAGAACCAGCUGGUGAUCCUGUCCACCACCACCACCGACCUGGGCGUGACCACCAGUGUGCCUGAGGUGGCUGUCAUGGAGAAGAUCCUGCAGAAGCUGAGCAGCAUGCACAAGGCCUACUCACCUGGGAAGAAGAUCUCCAUCUUGCUGAAGACCUGCAAGCUUAUCUACGACUCUAUGGCCCUCGGCAACCCAGGGAAGCCCUACGGGGCCGAUGACUUCCUGCCUGUGCUCAUGUAUGUACUGGCCCGCAGCAACCUCACUGAGAUGCUCCUCAACGUGGAGUACAUGAUGGAGCUCAUGGACCCCGCCCUGCAAUUGGGGGAGGGUUCCUACUAUCUGACCACCACCUAUGGGGCCCUAGAGCACAUUAAGAACUACGACAAGAUCACAGUGACGAGGCAGCUGAGCAUGGAGGUGCAGGACUCCAUCCAUCGAUGGGAACGCAGGCGCACGCUCAACAAAGCCAGGGCCUCCCGCUCCUCUGUGCAGGACUUCAUCUGUGUGUCGUACCUGGAGCCUGAGCAGCAGUCACGGACACUGGCAUCCCGGGCAGACACAGAAGCCCAGGCACUGUGUGCACAGUGUGCCGAGAAGUUUGAGGUGGCACACCCCCAAGACUACCGGCUCUUUGUGCUGGUGGACAGGCGCUGCUUCCAGCUAGCCGAUGAGGCACUACCACACCGCAUCAAGGGCUAUCUGCUCCGGAGUGAGCCAAAGCGAGACUUCCACUUCGUGUAUCGACCCCUGGACAGUGGCAAGGAUGGCUCAAACCAGCCCUAUCUAGUGGUGCGGGAGCCCAACUUCCUAUGAGAUGACCCAUUGCUGACCUGUGGUGGCAGGGUCUCCUGAGACUGGGAGUAUAGAGGGGCAAGGAUCGGGCUCUCAGCGGCCACUCCCAAACUCAGUCAAUCAACCAUGCCCAUUUAUUCAUCUGAGUGUCUGACCACACAUACUCCCAACACAAGUGCCUGUGUGGGUCACACUGGUAUGCCACCCACUGAGCAUGCCUAAACGGACAGGGCAGAGUCAUAGCCUGGGGCACCAUGUUCUUCUUUGUACAGACAGUAAGGAAAAAACUAGGCUGAGGAGGAAAAGGCUCUCUAGCCAGCUGUAGCAAACAAGCCCAGCCCUGCUCACGCCCAGCCCCUCAGGCCAUUCUCUCUGCCUUUCCCCAGGUCAUGCCCCACCCCCCACUCCCACCUUCAAGAAAAGAGCUUUUUCCCCAGGACUGGCUAACAGAGGGGUUCCUGGCCCCAGCUGCUUGCUCCCUGAGCCUCAAGAUGGAGCUGAGAUGUUCCACACCAACCCAAGAUCUCAGGAGUUUCUCCACGUGCGUGUUGAAGAGACAGUCCUACACCUUACCCCUGCCUCAGUGCUUGUCAUCAGCUACCAGACUGCCUAGUCUGCCAGGGUUCCUGAGCCCCACUGGACACAGCCAAGCCAGCUCCAGGAAAACAUGGACAAGUUCAGACAAUGCCAUGAGAUUGGGGGUGGGAGCAUUGAAGGUCCUGUCCCCUGAUGGAAACACCACAGUGGGUCAUCAGUGUUGACAAGAUACACUGUUUAUGUGUGUUGUGGGUGUUAAUAAAAGCCCUUUUGCAAAAGCUAAGUCCUCUGAACUGGCCAAACUUCUGCUCAACAGUCCAGGGUCAUGGUGCAUCAUCACCAUCCUUGGUCCCCAUCACCCUAGGCUCUAGAUGAUUUCUAGAACCAUCCCUUCUGCCCUUUGCUAUUACUCUUGGGAAUUCCAAUCUUUUUUUGCCCUCAGCUCUUAUGUCCGUCCUUCAAAGUCCAUCUCCAGGAAGCCUUCCUUGACUCCCCAUGUUAGUCACGCACUGAUGAACAAGGUAUGUAAAGACAGCUAGCUGCUCACAACUAUCGGUUUCAUUAAUUCCUUUCUUCAUUCAUUCAUUCAUUUAUUGAGACACGGUCCCCUGAGUAAGUCCUCAAGCUCAUUAUGUAGCCAAAGACUACUAGGACUGCUUGGAGUACAGGUGUGUACCAUCGU